ACCAACCAUUUCCAGUUUCCACAAUCCUUCCACACUGCCGUUUCUUUGACUCCCCUCUGUCUGUCUGUUCAUCGCGCUCCAUACCCAUUUUUAGCUCCUCCCCAUAACUAGAGAAGAUAUGCUUGUCGAGGAAGCUCCAAAUAUUGAUCCAAUAAAUAUCUCCCACGAUAUGCUUGCACCAGGCAGUUACACAUAUGAACUAUCAAUUCUUUCGUGGAAGCGGGGACAGCUGUCUGAAUCUCUACCUUUUCUGUUCAUUUGACGUGUUGUGGGCUUUGAUUCGAUUGAAGAAAUGUCUGCCUCCGUGGGGUCGAUCGAGGGUUACAACGAGAACAGCGAGUGCAAUUCCGGGCCGGAUAAGGAGAGCUCCGGCGGUGCCGGGAGAGCGGAAGCGGAUAUGGCGCUGUACGCAGAGCUCUGGAAGGCUUGCGCGGGACCUUUGGUGACGGUGCCUCGUGAAAACGAUCUUGUUUUGUACUUUCCUCAGGGCCACAUUGAACAGGUGGAGGCAUCUACUGACCAAAUUGCAGACCAGCAUGUGCCUAUCUACAAUCUUCCUCCCAAGAUUCUUUGCAGAGUGGCUAAUGUUAAUUUGAAGGCUGAAGUCGACACAGAUGAGGUCUAUGCUCAAGUUACUUUGAUUCCGUUGCCUAAUCAAGAUGAGAAUGCAGUGAAAAAAGAUCUUUCUCUGGAGCCGCCUCCUCGAUUUCAUGUCCGUUCUUUUUGUAAGACUCUUACAGCUUCAGAUACAAGCACUCAUGGUGGAUUCUCGGUGCUGAGACGACAUGCCGAUGAAUGUCUACCUCCACUGGACAUGUCAAGGCAUCCACCCACUCAAGAAUUAGUGGCCCAAGAUUUGCAUGGAAAUGAAUGGAGAUUCAGGCAUAUUUUUCGUGGUCAGCCACGGAGGCAUCUUCUCCAGAGUGGUUGGAGUGUCUUUGUUAGCUCAAAAAGGCUCCUUGCUGGCGAUGCAUUUAUAUUCUUAAGAGGGGAGAAGGGGGAAUUGCGAGUUGGAGUUAGGCGGGCCAUGAGACAACAGAACAAUAUGACAUCAUCUGUCAUAUCGAGCCGCAACAUGCAUCUUGGUGUUCUUGCGACAGCUUGGCAUGCUGUUCAGACCAAAACCAUGUUCACAGUAUAUUACAAACCUAGGACUAGUCCGGCAGAGUUUAUUGUUCCUUAUGAUCGCUACAUGGAGUCUCUCAAAAGCAAUUAUUUUAUAGGAAUGAGAUUCAAAAUGAGAUUUGAAGGCGAAGAAGUGCCAGAGCAAAGGUUCACUGGAACUAUUGUUGGUAUUGAAGCUGCAGAUUCAAAAAACUGGCCAGAGUCAAAAUGGAGAUGCCUAAAGGUGAGAUGGGAUGAAAUUUCGACAAUUCCUCGACCUGACAGAGUUUCGCCAUGGAAAAUAGAACCUGCUCUUUCUCCCCCUGCACUGAAUCAACAGGCAGCUCCCAGACAGAAAAGGCAUCGUUCAAAUGUUCUGCCCCCAUCCCCUGAUUCUUCUGUUCUUACUAAGGAAGGUCCAUCGAGAACAGUCAUUCCUGCAUGUGGGUUUUCAAGGGUCUUUCAAGGCGAAGAAGUGUCGACUUUGAGAGGAGUACUUGCCAGGAGCGAUGAGUCAGAGUCAUCCAAGAAGGCAUUAUUGUUGAGUGUUUCGGCAGAUAGUGAGAAGAUUGACUACUCUUCAAAAAGAUGCAGAGCAAAUAAAACAUCACUCAUGGAAAGGGUCAAGUCUCCGUCCGUAAAUCUGAUAUCCACUUUUGGAUCACAAAUAAAUACAUUCUGUAAAAUCUCUAUGCCAACUCCUGGUCUAUCCCUUAGCCUCGCAGAUUCCAGCUUAAAAACUCAUGGACAAAGUGCCGGCACUCCUUUCUGUGCUAGGGGGGAUAUGAGUUACGGUGCUUUUAGAGAACUCUCCUUAAUUUCUGAUUUGAGAGGCGACAAUCAGCAGCAGAAUAGGUUUAUGGAUCCACAUGUUUCACAAUGCCUUCAACUAUCAGUUGCUCAGCCGGGAGAAGCAAUGUUAAAGUCUGUAAUGGCGCAACCACAGGAUGCUAUGAAGUUUGAGGAAGGAAAUUGCAAGCUCUUUGGUAUUCCCCUUAGAAACAACACUUUGCCAGAGUGUUCAAACAAAACUAAUCACAUUGAGCCAUUGCAUCGUAGGCAUCGUGAGAUGGUUUUAAACUUCCUAACUAGAAAGUCUGAUCAACGGCCUGAUGAUCCAAAAUGGGUGGAUAAUAGUUCAGCCGUGGGCGAACAGGAUAACAGAUUCCAAAUCUUGCAAACUCUUGCUAGAGACAGAGAGGACAAAGUUCAUUCAGGAUCCGCAAGGAGUUGUACGAAGGUUCAUAAGCAGGGGAUGUCCCUGGGCAGGUCUUUGGAUCUUUCCAAGUUUGACAACUACGAUGAGCUGAUUGCUGAAUUAGACAAUCUCUUUGAAUUUAAUGGUGAACUGGAGGCACGAGACGGGAAUUGGGUUGUCGUGUAUACGGAUGAUGAGGAUGAUAUGAUGCUUGUUGGAGAUGAUCCAUGGGAGGAGUUUUGUGUGAUGGUUCGGAAGAUCUUAAUCCUGACAAAAGAGGAGGUCGAGCGCCUGAAUCCAGGAAGCAUUGAAGAACUGUUGUCAGUUGCAGAGGAGGAGGAGAACCUGAGCAAGAAGAAGUUGCAGGUAGCUACAUCACAUUGUUGAUUCUUAUCAUGGCAUUGCAUUGCAUUUUUCCAGUUGGAGCAUAUAAUUUCGAAACUUUUGUACAUAUAUGGAUUAUUAAUCAUGAUUAUCAAUUAUACUUAGGUGCUUGUUUAAAAUUAAAUAUUAGUUUUGGACAAAAAUGAUGUUGUGUCCACUUCAAUUAACAUAGUUAGAUUUUUACCA
Messenger RNA from Andrographis paniculata, 2872 nucleotides. RefSeq names its product auxin response factor 2B-like. The record is from RefSeq and is a predicted model, not a curated record. Gene Ontology annotation, molecular function: protein binding; DNA binding. Gene Ontology annotation, biological process: regulation of DNA-templated transcription; response to hormone. Bases 293 to 2689 code for a protein of 798 amino acids. Gene Ontology annotation, cellular component: nucleus. NCBI's taxonomy places the organism in Eukaryota, Viridiplantae, Streptophyta, Magnoliopsida, Lamiales, Acanthaceae. The transcript is spliced from 14 exons.